AGUCUUGUCUUGUCAGUUGUCAGUCUUGUCCGCCAUUCGAAUUUUAGAGGUUAUCUGCAAUUUUGUCACUUCGACAAAUUUUCUCCCAAGUACUAAAUUCUAGUUAUUCAAUAUGAUCGGAAAAAGUAGCUUGCUUGUAAGAAAUGUAUUGAGGAAUGUUGUCAGAAACUCUCAUGAUCAUGGUGGCGUCCCUGGAGCUAACUUGCCUUUCCAAAUCAAAAACAGAUUCAGGUUGACUGCAGUGAUGAUUCUUUUCCUUGGAUCUGCUUUUGGUGCCCCAUUCCUCAUUGUGAGACACCAGCUCCUGAAAGCCUAAAUUAUUCCAGAUGCUAGUAGCCCCAUAGUUCAUUUUUCAUGUAAAUAAGGUACAAAAUAAAAACUGAAAAAUAGU
Molecule: messenger RNA, 391 nt
Organism: Phaedon cochleariae (mustard beetle)
Lineage: Eukaryota; Metazoa; Arthropoda; Insecta; Coleoptera; Chrysomelidae
Source: the annotation of a GenBank genome assembly